CACUAGUACGCGGUGUGUCUCACUGGAAAGAUAAAGGAAUUAAAUCAAGUGGCCAAAUCUAAAGUACAAAACGGUCUGCCCGUUGCCGAUCUCGAAUCUCUUUUAUUAUUCUCUCUGACCGGAUACGAACCAUUUAUAUAAAUAUUCUCGGUAAACGAUAUAUGUACAUAGUGUUGGUGUGUGACGUUUUUUUUUUCUUGAUAGGCUAGAGAUUAGUGGUGCGGAGACGCUAAGCGGUGUGCGAUUGAUCAAUCGAUACAUUUUUAGCGGAUUUGGUUGAAAAAAGUGGCUUGAAUUUACGGUAGAAUUUGGGACAUUUGUUUGUGAUGUGUGUCUGUGUAGUGUGGUAAAUUUUAAGGACUUAUAGAGAAGUGCGUGUUGACUUGGAAGUGUGAAGGUCAUUGAUAAGAUUUUUUAUGAACUUUGUUUGGUUUAUAUACGGGGUGUUUAUCUUUAAAAUAGAGAUCGUGUGCAUGAGCAGGGCCCACAGCCUCAGGCAAUGAUGGCUUAGCGCCCGCUGGGUGCGUGACGUAAUGGCCAGGGUAUGGGCGUGGUCGCGGUCAGUCAGAGGCUGGACCUUGGCCAUUUGUGUAGCGGCAUUGUGCGCCUUGGUCACAACAGAGGUGCAACAACAGUGCCCGCCCCGCUCGGAGAUAUCGCCAUGCAGCUGCCAAGUGAAGAAGAACGGGCUGGACAUCCUGUGCGAGUUCACCGAUCAGCAGCACAUCAACGACGCGAUGAGCGUGCUCAAGGGCAAGUCGCUCGUCAUCUUCUACCUGAAGCUGCGCCACAACAAUCUGCGCAAGCUCACCGGCUUCGUGUUCCUCGGCUUGGACAUUCACCAUCUCACCAUCCACAACAGUAGCCUGUCGGUGGUAGAGGAAGCUUCGCUUAGCUCGAUAGGGAAAAUGUUGACUCAACUGGACGUCUCCCAGAACAGCUUGACCCAAGUGCCGUCGGCCGCUUUCAAGAAUCUGCACCACCUCCUCAUACUGAACAUGAACCACAACAAGAUCAACAGCCUGCACGCCAAAGCCUUCCAGGGCCUGGACACGCUGGAAAUUCUCACUCUGUACGAGAACAAGAUUGCCAACGUCGAUCCAGAAGCAUUCGUCGGGUUGGAAAAAAAAUUAAAACGAUUAAACCUGGGGGGCAAUGGCCUAACGGUUGUUCCUCAAAAAUCUCUGGUCAUUCUGGACAUGUUAAAGAAGCUGGAAAUGCAAGAAAACCGAAUAUCCGAGAUAAACGAAGGCGAUUUUGAAGGUCUCAGAAACUUGGAUUCGCUCGGAUUGGCCCACAACAAACUGCGUACGGUCCCUUCCAGGGUUUUCUCGCAUCUCACCCUUCUCAAUUCUUUGGAACUGGACGGCAACAACAUCGACACCAUCGAUAAGGACGCCUUUGCCGGUUUGGAAGAAAAUCUUCAGUAUCUUAGACUGGGAGAUAACAACAUUCACACCAUCCCAACGGAGGCAUUGAAACGGCUGCACAGGCUACGUCACCUGGAUCUGAGAGCCAAUAACAUUUCCUUUAUCGCAGAAGACGCUUUUGCUGGCUUUGGAGACUCCAUCACAUUCCUCAAUCUCCAGAAAAACGAUAUAAGAUCGUUGAACGGGAUGAUUUUUGAAAACUUGAACUCUUUGGAAACCCUGAAUUUGCAGAACAACAAACUGAUGCAUAUUCCCGAAGAUGUGAUGGAACCAAUCUUGGAUACACUCCGAGUUGUCGACAUAAUGGAUAAUCCACUUCUAUGCGACUGCGAGCUGCAGUGGUACAAGAACUGGCUCCGCAACCCCAAGGACAAGGACGAUGAGAUGAUGCAAAAGAAAAGGACAGUGUGCACGAUGCAGCACGAGCACAGAGAGUACAGCUUGCAGAGUCUCCCACUGGACAAGAUGAAAUGCAAAAUCAAGUCGUACGAGAAUUCAGCGUACAGCGCCGCCACCAGGCAAGCGGGAGUACUAGAAACGUCACUCUUGUUGAGUAUAUGCGUUCUAAUUGGUCAAUUGGCGAUAGCUAGUUAAAAUUUAAAAUAUAACGGUAUAUAGAAUUAAAAUCUAGAUGUUUUUAUUAGUGGAUAUAUACAUUAUAUAUGUAGAAGGGGUUUUGGUAUGGUUUUGGCAGGAUAUGUGUGAUUUUAAAUCAGGGAAAGGAUUAUUUUAGAUAAAAAUAACAAGUAGUGUUGUUCUAGAAUCAAUUUCCAAUUCUAAUAAAGGGUUAAAAGGUUAAAAUGACAAUUAUAUCUAUUCGAAGUUAACUUUAAGUCCUUUCACAAACAUUUUAAUCUAAAGAAUCAAAAAUUAUUAAUAUUUUCUAAUAUUCAUUGUUUAGAAUAUAUUUAUAACUUUGUAUUGCAGUUUUAAUACUUAACAAGGGCUUAAAAUAUCUCACAAUCAAUUGUCACAGAAAUAUUAGUUCUUUGCCUGCUAUGAUGCUUUUUUUAUUUUGAAAUAGAAAUAAUAUUAAAGUUCUAAACCAUAGGAAACAAUAUAAGUCGUGUUUUAGUUAUUAAUUUUUUUAAAAUCUUUAAAAUAAAAAAACGACGUCGUGAUGGGCUUUGAAAUGAAAAUCGACUAUAAUAUAUCAUGGAACGAUCUCUAUAUGUUAUUUAUUAAGAUCUAUAAUAAAAAAAUUGCGAAAAAAUUAAUGCUAGAUUUAAAAGAAUAUAAAAGAUUUCAGAAAAGAAUAUCUAUUUUCAAAAAAAAAAUACUGAAUAGGCGUGAAAAUGUUUGGUGUGUCUAAAAUAUUUUUUCCUUUUUUUUUUCAUUAAGUCCAUUUUUAAUCAAUGGCAUAUAUAGAGAACGACCCAAGAGAAAUGAUCAAAAAUUGUCGUUUCAAAGGGUACUGUGACGCUGUUUCUUUUCGACCGUAUGUUACUGGCAUUGCAAUAGUUAAUUUUUCUUCAAAUAUUAAUAUAUUAAAGUCCAGAAACGGUUUUAAAAUUUUAGAAAUAAAUAAUAAGAUAAAAUUUUUAAUAUUGAAAUUCAGAAGCUAUAGAUAUUGCUACAGUCAAAAUUAUUGUUUCUGUCUUACAAAAAUCAUUGAAUAUAAAUUUUGGUAAUCAAAAUCAUUAUUUUAAUUGCAUAGUUUGUAAGCAACAAGCAUACAGAAUUUAGAUAGGGUUAGUCUACAUUUUUGAAUUAAUGAACUAAAGUCAAUAUUAAAAUAUUAUUAAAUCAUAUUUUUUCUGAGCAUUUUUGCAUAUUCGAAGGCCUAGCUGUAACGAAAAUAUAUCCUUCAAGCCCAUAUCGAAACUUCAGUAUUUAAAAAUCGUUAAAAAUCAUAAUUAUUAGCUAUAGAUCAGAAUAUUUUCGAAAAAUCACACAAAAUAUAUCGUUUAGUUAUAGAAUUUUUUGCAUAAUAUAUCAAUAAAAAAA
Molecule: messenger RNA, 3377 nt
Organism: Sitophilus oryzae (rice weevil)
Lineage: Eukaryota; Metazoa; Arthropoda; Insecta; Coleoptera; Curculionidae
Product: leucine-rich repeats and immunoglobulin-like domains protein 2
Exons: 9
Coding region: 534-2024 (496 amino acids)
Cellular component (GO): extracellular matrix
Molecular function (GO): protein binding
Source: RefSeq, a predicted model, not a curated record